Musa acuminata subsp. malaccensis (wild Malaysian banana) is the source of this 2169-nucleotide messenger RNA. Its product is annotated as DEAD-box ATP-dependent RNA helicase 41. Lineage: Eukaryota; Viridiplantae; Streptophyta; Magnoliopsida; Zingiberales; Musaceae. Gene Ontology annotation, molecular function: ATP binding; nucleic acid binding; RNA helicase activity. The record is from RefSeq and is a predicted model, not a curated record.
UGUUUCUCUUUUGCGCCCACGCCACCUCGUUUUCCUCUUCUAUGCCCUACCGGCGGACCAUCUCCCCCGCCACCUCUUUCCGCCGGAUCCGUCGCCCUCUACCUCUCUUAUCUAUUCUUUCACUUCCCGGGUCUUCCCGACAGAGCCACCUUUUCCCCCUUCCUCGCUCUUCCCACCCGCUCCCCCACUGCCUUCUUGCUCGACUCUCUUCCUCCUCCUCCUCCCAAGCCAUCCGCUAUCUUCCAACCCCUCUCCCUCGAAUCCUAUACUUAGUUCUGAUGUAUUGUCCCUCCUAAAUCGCAUAUGAGUUAUUCUGUGCUGAGGCCUGAGUUUGUCUUUUCUUCGAACGCCUUGUGACCACAAGGAACUGACAUGGAAGGCGACCAAAAUGCUUCGACGGCUGAUUGCGCCGAAGCCGUCGACAUCGGUGGUGACGCUGAAGAAUGCCCGGUCAAGCAGAGAUGUCAGCAACAGAGGGAAGCACUUCCAGGAGAGCCCCGGUGUGUUAUUUGUGGUCGCUAUGGUGAGUACAUAUGUGAUCUCACUGAUGACGACAUAUGCAGCAUAGAAUGCAAAACAAUUCUUCUAUCUAGGCAUGAAAAAGCUCAUAAUCCAGCACCGAAACUCACUCAUCAUGUGAAGAUUCCUAUCAAGGACGAGUGCUUUUAUGUUAGAGAUAAUGAUAGAGGUGGGUCAGGAGGCUUAACCUCUAUUCAGAUUGACUCCUUGAGAAGCAAAAUUGGGCUUUGCAUAAAAGGAGUAAAAGGAGCAUCUGUUCCUGCCCCCGUGUUGUCCUUCUCUUCCUGUGAUCUUCCUGAAAAGCUCGAAAACAAUCUUGAAACUGCUGGCUAUGUGAUACCUACACCGAUCCAGAUGCAAGCCAUACCUGCAGCACUGGAUAACAGAAAUUUGCUUGUCUCUGCUGACACCGGGUCUGGAAAGACAGCUUCAUUUCUAGUUCCUGUAAUUUCUCGUUGCUCCGGAAUCCGAUUGCGGUGUGUUACCGAGCUGAGAAAUCCAUUGGCAAUGGUUCUUGCUCCCACCAGAGAGCUGUGUAUUCAGGUGGAGAAGGAAGCCAAGAUACUAGGAAAGGGUUUACCUUUUAAAACUGCUCUCGUGGUUGGUGGAGAUCCCUUGGCUGGGCAAGUCUAUCGAAUUCAAAAUGGUGUAGAAUUAAUUGUUGGCACCCCUGGAAGGCUGAUAGAUCUUUUAACCAAGCAUGAUAUUGAGCUCAACGAGGUAUCUGUUCUGGUUUUAGACGAGGUGGACUGCAUUAUGCAGAGAGGUUUCCGGGAUCAAGUGAUGCAAAUAGUUCAAGCUCUUUCACAGCCUCAAGUAUUGAUGUUCUCCGCAACUGUCUCCCGAGAGGUUGAGAGAAUGGCCAGCUCGAUAGCUAAGCAUAUAAUAUGUAUCUCUGCAGGGAACCCCAGCACACCCAGCAGCUCGGUGAAGCAGGUUAUCAUUUGGGUGGAAUCUAAGAAGAAGAAACAGAAGCUUUUUGAGAUACUAAUGAGCAAGCAGCACUUCAAACCACCUGUGGUAGUGUUUGUGGGUUCGAGACUAGGAGCGGAUCUUUUGUCCGAGGCAAUAUGUACUGCCACUGGAAUAAAAGCUCUUUCGAUUCAUGGCGAGAAGACAAUGAAGGAGAGGAGAGAAAGCUUGCAGCUGUUUUUAACAGGAGAGGUCUCCAUCCUCGUCUCGACAGGAGUUUUGGGACGCGGAGUGGACCUGUUAAAGGUACACCAAGUGAUAAUGUUUGACAUGCCGAAUUCGAUGGAGGAGUACGUUCAUCAGGUAGGAAGGGCAUCUAGAAUGGGAGAGGAGGGUACAGCAAUUGCCUUUGUGAAUGAGGAGGACAAGAAGCUAUUCCGGGAACUUGUCCAAAACCUGAAAUCCAUAGGAGCUGCUAUUCCAAGGGAGCUUGCUAAUUCAAAAUAUUUGGGUGCUUACCCAUCUAGCCAUCAAAAGAAGAGGAAAUUUGGUUCUUAAAUGUGCUUACCUUUUUUCACGACACGAAAGUGAAUAAUUGCAACUUGUGUGUAUGAUUCUAAUGGUGCUGACAGAAGAAAUGGUGCAUGUUGAUUGUAGAUUCACCUUUUCCUUUGUAGAUUUACUUAAUUUGUAUUCAUUUACUAGAUUUCUUGUACACAAAGCUGAAAGCAGCUUCUA